AUGGUUCAGCUCCUGGAGGCCACAGACGCUCAGUCUGCUGAACAGGCGCCGCUGCUGAACAAUGCUGGAAUUUUAGACGGACGAGGACAGAGAUAUGUCUCGAUCGCCCAGCUGUCUCCCAAUAGUAGUAGAGAGCUGGCCGACAGCAACCGAAAUGGAACCACAGCGAUCAAGAGUACGACAGGACCGGCAAGUGACGAAGAAAGCCAGAACCGCGAGGAAGUUGAGGAGGGGAUUGGGAGGCGUCAUGUGGUCCGCAUCAUCUCCGUGCUCCUGAUCGGCAUCUUCGUCGCCAACGCCGAUGGAUCCAUUCUUCUGGCAACAUACCCCGUCCUCGGUUCUGAAUUCAAUGACCUGGAGAACUCGAGCUGGCUCAUCACCAGCUUUGCCCUGGCCGGGGCUGCCACUCAGACGCUGUAUGGGAAGCUGAGCGACAUCUACGGCCGGAAGACACUCGUCAUCGCCGCCUAUGUCAUUUUUGUUGCGGGCUGUGCGAUAGUCGGCGUUGGCCAGACCAUGUGGCAGGUCGUUCUCGGCCGGGUCAUCUCAGGGGCAGGAGCCUCGGGGAUGGCGGGGUUAGUCUCGAUUCUGAUCACAGACUUGCUUCCCAUCCGAGACGUGGCCCAGUGGCGUGCCUAUGUCAACCUGAUCGCCACUCUGGGCCGAAGUGUCGGAGGCCCGCUCGGUGGCUGGCUCGUUGAUGUCAUCGGAUGGCGGUGGUCCUUCUUUGGUCAAGUUCCGCCCAUUGUGAUUGCCAUCUUGCUCGUGAUUGUCUGUCUGCCCAGUGCUUCUCCCUUAACGGAUUCAAAGCCCACACAGCAGACCGACAACGGCUUGGCUAGUCAGGAGAGCAGCUUGGCUAGUCAGGAGAGCAAGUUCAGCCGUAUCGACUUCAAGGGUUCCGUUCUCUUCACCCUCACCAUUCUAGCGCUGCUCUUGCCGGUCGAGCUCGGCGGUGUCAAGCUUCCCUGGUCUCAUCCUGCCAUCGCUGCCCUCUUUAUCGCCAGUGUCGCCCUUCUAGUCGUCUUUGUGGCCGUGGAAAAACGGCAGGAGGAGCCCAUCCUGCCGCUUGAGAUCUUCCAUCGGCGGGAUGCAGUCUUCUCCUUCUUGAUACUGGGUCUCCAGCUCGCAGCCCAGCUCGGGCUCAUGUUCUCGGUGCCUCUUUAUUUCCAGAUCACGGCGCGAGCAUCCAGCACCGCUGCUGGAGCCCACUUAGUGCCCGCCGUGGUUGGUAAUGCGCUGGGCGGGUUGAUCUCCGGCCUGCUCAUCAAACGAUCCGGCCGCUACAAGGCCCUGAUCAUCCUCGCCGUCACCCUCUCCGCCUCGGGCUACCUCCUCCUCAUGCUCCGCUGGCACGGCGACACCAACAUCUGGGAGUCGCUCUACAUUUUCCCCAGCGGCUUCGGCAUGGGAGUCGCCCAAUCAGCAGUCUUCAUCUCGCUCCAAGCCGUCAUCGCCGAGCCCUCGCACCUGGCGCCCGCCAUCUCCUUCAUGUAUCUGACCGGCACGAUCGGCCUCACGAUCGGCGUCCCGUUGGCCAACGCUGUCACGCAGACUGUGCUGCGCCGGCGGCUGGGGAAGCGGUUGCUCGCGCUGGGCCUGAGGGGUCAGGAGGUUCGCAAGAUCAUCGCAAACGCCGUAUCGGACGUCUACUUUGUCGAUCGAGUGACAGGCCGUGUUCGAGACGCUGUGGUCGAGUCGUAUGUUGACGGGUUGUGGUGGAGCCAUGGGGUAUCGUUUCUACUCUCUGCCACUGCACUUGUUUUAGCCCUGUUCAUCAAGCAGAAGCCGCUUCCUGAUAGACCUCGGGCAUGACGGGGAACUCCAUGCAAGGUAAAAAAGGCUUGCUCGAACAGGACCAUGACCAUGAC
This is a messenger RNA of Chaetomium strumarium, 1871 nucleotides long. Its product is annotated as major facilitator superfamily domain-containing protein. Lineage: Eukaryota; Fungi; Ascomycota; Sordariomycetes; Sordariales; Chaetomiaceae. Gene Ontology annotation, biological process: transmembrane transport; basic amino acid transport. Gene Ontology annotation, molecular function: basic amino acid transmembrane transporter activity. The transcript is spliced from 12 exons. The record is from RefSeq and is a predicted model, not a curated record. The coding region runs from base 1 to 1815 and encodes 604 amino acids. Gene Ontology annotation, cellular component: fungal-type vacuole membrane.